Molecule: messenger RNA, 3662 nt
Organism: Tribolium castaneum (red flour beetle)
Lineage: Eukaryota; Metazoa; Arthropoda; Insecta; Coleoptera; Tenebrionidae
Gene: Edem2
Product: ER degradation enhancer, mannosidase alpha-like 2
Exons: 6
Coding region: 476-3460 (994 amino acids)
Biological process (GO): mannose trimming involved in glycoprotein ERAD pathway; endoplasmic reticulum mannose trimming; carbohydrate metabolic process
Cellular component (GO): membrane; endoplasmic reticulum
Molecular function (GO): calcium ion binding; mannosyl-oligosaccharide 1,2-alpha-mannosidase activity
Source: RefSeq, a predicted model, not a curated record
UUGGUAUGUCAGUGAACGUCUCCUCCACUAUUUGAUGUUUUUAUUUCAAUUUUUAAAUGAAUUUUGCACUUUUUAUCGCUUUAAUUUAAUUACCGUUGUUCCUAUAAACCCAUUCGAGGCCACCUUGUAUCGUUUUGACAGCUCCAUUUCGUCCAAUCACAGCGCGUGUCGUAGCGCCGCCCCUCUCGCAGCCAGCUGAGAUCGGAACAGUCAUCUCAGUUCUUUCACAAAAGUUGACACAUUUCCACCAAAAUGUCUCAAAAUUCCCACAAUCAUGCCAAAUUCCCCGUCUCUGUGUGAUCCCCCAUCGUCAGUGCAGCCCCUUUGACGUGUGGAACGAUGCCCGCAGCCCCCGAGACGGGACCCUCCUCAGGCAAUUGUUCCCAGCGAUAAGAACCUCUUAUCACCUGUCAGAUAAAUUUUCACGAAACAAUAUGUUACUGAGCGCUGAGGCGUACUCCUGAUAAACCGCAAAAUGAGUGCUUUGGAGGUGCUAGUGCGGGUGUUUUUCGUGAGUGCUUUGGUGGGCUUCUGCCGCCCGGAGGAGGCCCCCAUGACCAGAGCGGAGCGCCACCGGCUGAGGGAGGAGACCCGGGACAUGUUCUACCACGCGUACUGGGCCUACAUGGAGAACGCGUAUCCUGCCGACGAGCUGAUGCCCCUGAGCUGCAAGGGCAGGUUCAGGGGGCUCACCCCCAACCGGGGGGACAUCGACGACUGCCUGGGCAAUUUCUCACUCACACUAAUUGAUACUCUGGACUCUUUAGUGGUGUUAGGUGAUUUAGAAGAAUUCGAACAUGCCGUCAAGCUUGUAAUAAAAGACGUUUCGUUUGAUAACGAUGUCGUCGUUUCAGUUUUCGAAACAAAUAUUCGGGUUUUAGGUGGACUUUUAUCAGCCCACAUUUUGGCCGAUUAUUUGCAACAAAGGGACGGGAUUAUGCCCUGGUAUAAGGGCGAACUUCUCAACAUGGCCAAAGAUGUGGGCUAUCGGCUUUUACCGGCAUUUAACACCACGACAGGAAUACCACAUUCGAGGGUGAAUAUGAAAUAUGGGUUAAAGAGCGAUAGAUUGGAGUCGGCGAGGGAGACGUGUACAGCAUGUGCUGGGUCUAUGAUUUUAGAGAUGGCAGCACUGUCUCGACUGACUGGAGAACCGAUUUUCGAGGAGAAGGCUCAUAAAGCGAUGGAUGAGUUGUGGAAGAUGAGACAUCGAAGUUCGGAUUUAAUGGGAACUGUUUUGAAUGUUCAUUCGGGAGAUUGGGUUCGAAGGGAUUCGGGAGUGGGAGCUGGGAUUGAUUCCUAUUACGAGUACUGUCUCAAGGCGUAUAUUUUGCUGGGGGAUAACAAGUACUUGCAUAGGUUUAAUCGGCACUAUAAUGCAGUCAUGAAGUAUAUAUCGCAAGGUCCGAUGUUGCUGGACGUGCACAUGCACCGCCCCCACACCAACUCCCGCAACUACAUGGACGCCCUCCUCGCCUUCUGGCCCGGCCUCCAGGUGCUCAAAGGCGAUCUCAAACCAGCCGUCGAAACCCACGAGAUGCUCUACCAGGUCAUGCAGCGCCACACCUUCAUCCCCGAAGCCUUCACCACCGACUUCCAGGUCCACUGGGGCAACCACCCCCUCCGACCCGAAUUUCUCGAAUCCACUUACUUCCUCUACGGUGCCACAAACGACCCCUACUAUCUCGAAGUGGGCAGGACCGUACUCACCAGUUUACAAAAGUACGCCCGAGUGCCUUGCGGCUAUGCCGCCGUUAACGACGUCCGGACACGCAAACAGGAGGAUCGGAUGGAUUCGUUUGUGUUGUCCGAAACGUUGAAAUAUUUGUAUUUGUUGUUUGCCGAUAAGGAGGAUUUGAUUUUGAAUUUGGAUGAGUUUAUUUUUACGACGGAAGGUCAUUUGUUGCCGUUGAGUUUGGCGGGGUACAAUGGUAAUAAGACUGUGAGCGAAUUGGAUGUGGAGGAGGGGGAGUUUGCGAGGAUUUGUCCCAAUACGUUACAGUUGUUCCCCGAAACGGUGAGGAAGCCGUUACAGAAUAUGGUCGAUGGGAUGUGUCCCAAGAGGAAUACGAAGAGGAGGCUGACAGCUGUCGAGUUCUCGGCCUCGAAUAUCAAUCAUUUGAAGAUGAUUAAGGAUAUGGGGAUCAACAUUAUUGCGUUGAGUGAUGGCCGGGUGCAGCUGCUACACACGUUUUCAUCGGCCCGUUCGAGCGCCGACGCCGAAGAGGGCCUCCUCUUCAUGCAAGAAAUGAUGGAACUCUCGAAACUCCAAACCCAACAACUGGACGCCACCCCCCAAUCAGUCACCUUUCCCAUCAAAGACCAAACCCUCACAGUCCAGGCCUGCCCCUCGCAGUUCGGCAAGAACCUCCAAGGCGACCAGAAAAUCACCGCUCGCACCAUCAUCAUCCACCCGUUCCGCGCCUGCUCCGACCUCGUCCAGACCGAGGCCAUCAAGGGGAAAAUCGCCAUCAUGGAGCGCGGCGACUGCAUGUUCGUCGACAAGGCGCGCAAAGUGCAAAAGCACGGCGCCGUGGCCGCCAUCAUCAUCGACAACACACCAGGAAGCAGCGCCGCCUCCUCGCCGAUGUUCUCCAUGUCGGGCGACGGCACCGACGACGUCGCCAUCCCCACGGUGUUCCUGUUCGCCCAGGACGCCUCCAAGCUGCUGUUCGCGCUGAGCAGGGACCCCAGCAUCGAAGUCACCAUAGGCGAGUAUAAAAACGAAGGUGAGGCGUGGGCGCACAGCGAGGAGGAAAGUAUGUUUCAUAAAUUGAAAGUCUCCGUCCAGGAGUUUUUGAAUAAACACACCGGGAUUGCGUUCAGUAAGUCGGUCAAAGUUGGCGCGUUUAGGGCGAGUUUAGGGUCUGAUAAAAUACGGAUAACGUACGAGGAGGGCGAGGAGGGGGGGAAGGUCGCCGGGGUGGGGGAUACAGUGACCACGCCCCAGUGGGUGCAAGUCCGUAGGGAUUUGCUCAAGUCGAUUAUGACGUCAGAGGGGAAGGAAUUGUACGUCCCUUUGAAUAUUUUGCGGAUUUAUUAUCAAACGUUAAGUGAUGAUCCGAUGGAAGAUAAGAGAGUACAAGAUACGGUCAAGCAGGCCGAGUGGUUGCUCAAUCAACUGUCCAUUGAAUUGGCCAAUAAGGACGCGUUGGUUAAACCGGAGGAUGGGGUUAAGGUGUUGUCGGUUUUAACCGACUUGGGUCAGUUGGCUGGGAGCGAUCUCGAGGAUAAGGAAACACUAAAGGCGCUGAAUUCGAUUCUGGAAAGUGUGGCCAAGGAUGUUAAGUUCAAGAAGGAACAUUUGGGUGCGGUUAUGAAGAAGUUGCAAGAGGCGGAUGAUGAUUUGGUGGUCAGUGAUGUUAAGCCCAAAGAGACGGACAGGGAUUCUAGUGAAAUUAAUAGUAGUGAUAGUGAACAUAUUCAGACGAAAAUCAGUCACGCCGUUGAUGAGUUAUGAUGGAGAUAUUUAUAAUUUUUGUUGAUUUUUUUUUGAUUGGUCUCAAGAGGAGCAUUUCUGUCCUAUACCCUACUUUAUACAACUUGUACAUUGCAUCAUGUAAAUAUACUCUAUUUAUAAAGCUGAAUGUAUAAAAAUUGUGAGAAUAUUUUUAUAUUAUUAUAUAAAAUGUUGAACAUAAACCAAUAAAUUUUAUUACAAA